AUGCUAAUAUUUCGUAGAUGCGAGGCCAAAGAAUGUUUUGGGCCUUUAGACUUUAGCGUCAAAAUAGAAGCGCCGCGUCUCGUGGCUCUGUUGUUUAUUGAACACGAAAAGUCACAAGCACGUGCCAUUACCUGUAACGCCAAUUUCAACAACCUGACAGUGACACACGUUGAAACAAACUUGAACGUGAACGCGUUGGUCGCUUCUGCUCAAAGACCGGGAACUCGAUUGCGGGGAUUUCGUCUGUUGCUAACUGACAUUUGUAUUUCUCGAUUCAUUCGUAUAUCCUGGUAUGAAUUCGCGUCUCGUUAUCUGGGGCCUUUGACUCUCGCUGCGCUUCAUCUACAAGAACUCGCGUUGGGUUUGCUUGCUAUUAUCGAUUCUCGGGUGUCCGUCGCUGUGCAUCUGAGGGAGACUCUUGCUUUCUAUGUGUAGGCUGAUAAUCACAAUCAUGACUUUGCAUAGUGGGGACCACUUGCAUAACUCCUGGACCGUGCCGACCCCCUGCGUCAUGAGUUCCCUUUCUGUUCUGCGAAGAACGCGAUCAAUGCUUGGAGUGCAGUGCAGUGCAGUGCAGUCUCGUUCUCGCUCUACUAAAAGAGCCGUCCUUUUUUUUAUAUCAUAUAGUACGAUAGAACAAUCUUGAUAGAUUAUUCCGGCAUUUGCCAGGUCUUUGAAUCCAUCAUACGAUGGAGGCCACCUAGAACCUUAUUUUUCACACUCUGGCCUCAAACUCCCGGAGACUCCGCACCUCUGUACCGAAGCAUCCUAAUCCCCGUCUAUCAUUGUUAGCAUCGUUAUUUCUUGUACAGACAGCAUACAAUGGGAUCCGUCGCCAGUUGGCGUAACAUGCUCAAGAAAUUUCGUUAGACUAUUACCGACCUUUAUGCAUAAAUGGUCUGUCUUGUUCUAUAAACUUAAGCGAGUAGUCCUAGGGAGACCGCACAGCUUGGCAACGACGAGCCACGUCCAGCCUUUCAGGGCGCGCUGAACAAUCGUAGGAUUAUGGCCAGUCCCCCACGUGUUGCUCCCG
Fomitiporia mediterranea MF3/22 is the source of this 1033-nucleotide messenger RNA. RefSeq lists its product as uncharacterized. The coding region runs from base 1 to 435 and encodes 144 amino acids. NCBI's taxonomy places the organism in Eukaryota, Fungi, Basidiomycota, Agaricomycetes, Hymenochaetales, Hymenochaetaceae. The transcript is spliced from 2 exons. The record is from RefSeq and is a predicted model, not a curated record.